GCAGCUACAGAAACAGUAAACAGCAGUUGAGAUAGCGAAUUCAAAUGGCCAAGACUGUGACAAGUGCUAAUCGGGUAUGGCAGGUACUGCUGCUGCUGUUGGCUGCAGCCGGGAUAAGUCAACAGGCGACCCUUCGUGAGGCCAGCGAGGACUUCUAUACUGCCGCCGUUGUGGAGUUUAGUCAGGCCGAUGGAGCCGAUCUGACCGCGAAUCUGGCUGACAACUUGGCGGGGUAUUUAGAGCUGAUCAACUCACCAAAUGCCACUGCGGCGGAUAUCAUGGUCUUCCCGGAGAUGACCCUCAACACCAUGAAUUCGAUUACUUAUGUGCCUGCGCCCGAGAAAAAGGCCACACCCUGCUUGGACGACCCCUCGGCCGAAUACUACGAUCCAUUUUUUGUGGAGAUCUCCUGUGCGGCUCGUAAUGUCAAAAGAUAUAUUGUGAUCAACAUCAAUGAGAAACAACUCUGCUCCGACACACCCGAGGACACGCGUCCUUGUGCCUCCAAUGGACAUAAUAUCUUCAAUACGAAUGUUGUCUUCGAUCGCAAUGGAACUGUUGUCUCCAGGUAUCGCAAGGUUCAUCUGUAUUUGAAUGAGCCCAGGAACACGACAGUUGUGCCGGAGGUAGAAACCUUUGAGACGGACUUUAAUGUGACCUUCGGACAUUUCAUUUGCUUCGACAUCGCGUUCUAUGUGCCAACCCUUGAGCUGGUUGAGAAACAUGGCAUUCGGGAUUUUGUCUAUACAAUUAAGUGGCACUCACAGCUGCCGUUUUUUACAGCGCUUCAAGUACAACUGGGCUGGGCUUAUGCCAAUGAUGUGAACCUUUUGGCGGCUGGUGCCAGUCGCUUGGAGUACGGCAGCACCGGCUCAGGCAUAUAUAAUGGAAGAAAGGGAACUCUCACCAGCGUGAUUAAGCUGGACGAAGGCGAGCGCCGCAUCUAUGUGGCCCAAGUUCCCAAGUACAAGAAGACAGAGCCGCAGCGACAGCAUCGAAUCGCCAGGCAGGUUCAGAAACGUGUCCGUGAGCCCACUCCGGAACAGAAGACCCAGACCACCAGCUCAGGAUUUGUGAUGACUCGGGACUACCUCGAGCAGUAUAAGACCUUGUGGCUAGAUCAGUCGUUGGCGGGCAGCAUGAAAGCUGACGUUUGCCAUGGAAAGCUCUGCUGCCACUUCGAGCUGGAGUGGAACCCACUGGAAACCGAAGCAGGCGAUGAAAGCAGCUUCGGCUAUCGCCUAGCUGCCUACGAUGGCUGGCGGAAUCAGCCGAAUGUAGAUCCCAACUAUGUCCGUAACUGCGGCAUCUUUGCCUGCAGUGGAGUGAGCAUUGACGACUGCGGAUACAUGUUGAGCGCUGAGCAAUUUCGGCUCAACUUAAGCCGAAUACUCAUUGAGGCCAAGUACCCGAAGUCUCAGGAGAUCCUCCUCAUGCCAAACAGUGUGAGGGACAAUCUAAUGCCCCUAGAGCCAGCGCAGUUCGAAUGGUCUGUCCAGGAGGAGGAGAAAAGUCAUCUGUUGAGUGCGCGCUUUGCACUAGCUAAAACUGAGGCGCUAUCUAACCUGUUAGCCUUCGCUAUCUUCGGCAAUUACUACGACGAAGUGUGUACCUAUGGCACGGGCACUCCGGAGAAGGACAUUCAAUGUGGCUAUAAGCCCACUGACGAUGGGGCAGCUGAGCUGCGUUUCUUUGCCAGUUGGUUGCAUUUGCUUCUGGCUGUGGGCUUCGUGUACUACCUUAGAAAUUAAUGCUUCUAUCUGAAGAAGUAGCCCUUUCUACCUUGAUAACUAUGCACAGGGUAAAUAAAGAAAAGCUCAACCCAAAGGCAAAGAAAUUAAAUCUUGGGAUAGGUCUCAAGUGUUAAUCGAAACUUUAUACGUUAAUAAA
Molecule: messenger RNA, 1890 nt
Organism: Drosophila hydei
Lineage: Eukaryota; Metazoa; Arthropoda; Insecta; Diptera; Drosophilidae
Product: vanin-like protein 1
Exons: 4
Coding region: 45-1751 (568 amino acids)
Molecular function (GO): hydrolase activity, acting on carbon-nitrogen (but not peptide) bonds, in linear amides
Source: RefSeq, a predicted model, not a curated record